CCACCUCACCCGAGCAAAGUACCGAACGGCACCAGAGUGUCACGCAUGUACUUUCUGCGCUGCGAUCGCCAGCAUGGGUCAAGGGGGCUCCUCUGAAGCUCCACACCUAACUCUCGAGCAGCUCAGCCAUAGCCUCGCCCAUCGCUUUGCACACAAGAGCUACACGCCCCUUGAACUAUACUGCUUCAACUCCGUCUUCCGCUCCCUCGCCGAUUCGGAGUCAGGCGUCAAAUACUGGAGCGAGUCGACGCUAUGCCGCUUCCUCGAGCUUCCCGAUGCUCUCGGCGUGGGCCCAGUCCUCUUCCAUAUGGCUAGCUAUCUGGGCGCCUUCCCGUUUCCCAGCCAGGCACCGGCUAUACUCACGUAUGAGUCGUUGUUGAAGGUCGUUACAAUCCUAACAGAAAGAUAUGGGGCAGUUAUAAAGAAGAGGGGACGCGAAAUAUGGCUAAGGGAGCUGUAUCGCAGCCUGGCAGUGUAUGACAAGGGAGUUCGGCUGAGCAUGGAGGAUAAGAAGAAGCAGGAAGGGGAGGACACCGGGGAAGCUGGCGAUGGCGGCGGGGCCGGCACUAGCCAAGGCUUCGCGAUAGACGCGCCCGAAGAAGGCGAUGAAGACGAGGAAGAAUACGAUGAUGAGCUUGUCUUAGCAGCUCUAGACUCGAUGGACGCAGUAGAGGUCUUCAAGCACGGCGAACAGUCCAACGUUCAUCACUCCAUCAUACCGACAGACAACUUCCUAAAGCUGGUCGAGCUUCUGCUCCUCAUUUCCCCAAUCGAUGCGCAACAAAGCCUCUCAACGUUUGCUUCGGAGCUAUCUGAUAAGCGGAUCGACAAGUUAAGGCAAACUGCCAACGUCAUAUUGUCUUCCUUCGGUGUCGAGCAAAAUCCCGGCGUCACAUACCGAACGUUCAACGCGGUUGUCUCGUCAAGCCUACCCUUCAUCUUCGAUGGCCUGAAUCCUUUGUUUGAACAUUUCCUCUUCGCGAAGGACUUUGAUCUUUCCAAGCGCAAGCCCGACGCCGAAAGUUCAACUAUUGAGGCGCACCCCGUGAUACCUCCGAGGAUUGUCGCAGACCAGGAACCCGUCCUACGAGAACCUGGAGAAAUCCUUAACCUCACGGUCCUCAGCCAGUUGUCAUUCUUCAUUAAGGGGACUAACCUAUUCAGGCGGCUUCGUCCGCUUUACAGCGGCAACAAGCACGGCUUUAGCAUGGGCUCUUUCGAGAAGCAGGUUUUCAAUUGGCGCGCCCCUACCAUUCUUCUGGUUUCUGGACGCCUUCUUCCGUCAGUACCCUCCAAUACACGGGAACGCACUCUCUCCGAAAUGCUUCCCCCAAAGCGUCUUCCCAGCAGUAUACCCGCUACUUCUUCCGAUGCGACCAUAACCUUUGGUGCAUACAUUCCCACUCAAUGGAAGCACUCGCACAAAGCAUGCUUCGGCGAUUCCAGUGCCUUACUAUUCCAGCUCUCGCCCACACACGACGUCUUCUCCGCCUCGCCUUACAGCACAGAUUAUAUCUACUUCAAUAAAGCACCCACGCAUCCUGCAGGCGUGGGCUUCGGCACCGCAGUCCCGCAUCAAUCUUCUGCUCACAACAUUCAUAGCCACGAGGUGCUUCGCCUUGGGCCCGUGUCCCUUCAUCUGGACGAUGCGCUUGAAUAUGGCGUCUUCACGCACCUCUCGGAGGGCGGCGGCUCCUUUUAUGCUUCGCAGCUACCGUGUAGGAGGGGAAAUAAUUGGCAAGACCGCUUCGAAAUCGACAGCCUUGAAGUUUGGGGCUGCGGUGGGGACGAGGUUGCGGAAGCUCAGCGAAAAGAAUGGGCCUUCCAAGAGCGCGAAGCUGAGGCUCGACGACGCAUCAAUCUUGGGACAGGGGACAUUGAUGCUGAUCGGGAGCUGUUGAGACUUGCAGGCAUUAUUGGGGGCGAUCGAAGCGGUGGCAGUGUGUGACAAGUCUAAAAGAAGGUCAAGCAAUGAGGGACGUCAAGCGUCCUACCAGCUAACGCCCAGAUGCGAGCAAAUGCCCGUCACGCACGAUCGGCCAUCUCUCCGCGGGACUUGCCAGCCUCGUCGUUGCAUGAGGGUCUGCAGCAGCAAAUAGCCCUCAAUAAGUUCUAAAGGAUUCGCGAACACUGCUUCUCCUGUUAAAGGACUACUAACGGCACCCGUCCCCGCAGGCUUCGACAACUACUAUAAGCAAGCCCAAGAGAGUUUCACGUUACGCCGAGAUGUCUAAGGCCAUUCGA
Molecule: messenger RNA, 2244 nt
Organism: Trematosphaeria pertusa
Lineage: Eukaryota; Fungi; Ascomycota; Dothideomycetes; Pleosporales; Trematosphaeriaceae
Product: restriction of telomere capping protein 5
Exons: 2
Coding region: 74-1948 (624 amino acids)
Source: RefSeq, a predicted model, not a curated record